AUAAAUCCACAACUAAUUUACCAUUAUGAUAAAUUGCUAAUGACGCACCAAUAUCUAAUCCAUCAUGAAAGUUACUUUUAAAUAUAUCACGUACAAAUUCCCAGUUAGAAUUUUCAAUUGUUCCAUCGAUAUUAUAAUUAUUAUCAUUUAAAACUUGUUUACAUUCAAAUUUUGAAUGAACCAUAAAAAAUAUGACAAGUAAAAUCGUAUAAAAAUGCGUCAUUUUAUAAGAAGACCUUGUAAUCGAACGAAAAUGUCAUAUUCCUAUCAUACUAGAACUAUAUAUAUGCAAAGAAAUGAAAAAAAAUGUAAUAGAAGAAUCUUGUUAUCUGCGCAAAUAUUACUUUUACGUUACAUAAAAAUUGCUCACAUCGCGCAAUGCGAACUGUUAAAAACUAUAAGAGUGAUGUAGAGGAAGAGUCACAUAGCUAAUAACUGUUUAAUACAAUGAUAUUAACAGUCUAUAGUCAAAGUCACUUUUUAAAAAGUUUAGCAGCCUGAAUCACGUGUGAAUGGAGCUCUUUAUCUUAGUGACUCUUCUUUUGUUCCGUGAGAAAGAAACAUACUGUGAUAUAGUAAAAACUUAUAAUUUUCUGCUCUCUGCUUUCUCUUACUCUCUUCAUUACAAGUGACAGACAGUCGAGUAGAAAUAAAGUUCUGUUUAAUUCGGAAACGUGCGCCAGUUAUACCGAAUAAUUACAAUGUAUAAGUAGUAAAACCUGAAAAGCAACGGUAUAUGAUGCGUUCUUAAUUACAUCGUCACAUUUCGUACUUAUACUUCGACGCGUGUUAGAGGGUUUAAUCUACGCUAAGGUACUUAUUAAUAGUUCUCAGGUGUCUAGCAUGUUGAAUUGAUACUUAGACUUAUUAGACGUCUACUGUCUACAAGUUGUACACUGUGUACGCCUAAGCGAUAUGCGAGAUUCAACAACGUUCUAGACGCUGGCACUGAUGGGACCCAAUAAUCAUGGAUCUUCCACCUUUCUUAGAGAGUGUUUAUCGAAGCUACUUAGCCUGUCAAUCACACUUGUGCUCGUUUUAUUUCUACUGGGUUAUAUCUCUCACAAUGGAAUCUGGCUGACAUAAGCCCAGCUGAUAAAUAUCGUCGAAUAUCUUUACUUUUCAUUCCCAGUACAGUGCUAGAACACUUCAUUUACGAUCAAUUACUGAAUACACUAUUUAAACAAACUUAAGUUCUUUUUUUCAGAAUAUCAUGUGAUAAUAAAACAGUUUUAACGUAGUUUGUAGACCGAUCAAUUGUUUACAAAAUGAACUACAAUAUUAAUACCACCAGAAUUAGCAUCAUUCAUCAAGUUUUCAAAACUUUAGUUUUGACUCAGACUAUUUCAUUCUCAAAGAAAACUGAUAUUGAAGUUUUAUACACAGUAUUAACAUGUUGAAAGCAGUGUGCUGUUGGCUUUGUGUAGUGUAUUGAAGAAUGUUUCUAUUGAACGAUAGAGUCUAAUAGAUGAAAAUUCAAGAUAGCAAUAAUUCACUUGGUAUGCAUAGGGAGAGAAAUUUAUGCUCUGAGUUCCUUGUAAUACUCUCAAUGCAGAGGAAGUUUCGACCUAGCAGACUAGAUAUGACGCCGCUGAUAAACGAUGUAACUUUUGCAAUGUUUGUAUGGAUUACUUACGUACUUAAAACGGUCGUGUUUUUCGUUUUCAUUUUCCUAAUUGACACUGGCGGCAUAAAGUAUUAUAAAGAAACUUAAGUUGUAGCAGGUGGUCGAAAUUUCAAAAGUAAACAUUACGGCGUCUUUUAAUGAUCAUCUUUGCCUCACAUGCAUUUAUCAAGCAGCCUAAUGAUGUUGCGUUAAUAUGUGUUAUGUAUAUAUUCAAAUUAAGCCUGAAAACUAAAAACAUGUGAAGGAUGUAAUUUAACAGACAGUGUUAAACGACCUUUUUGUGUUUAAAACCUGGAAUAGAAUGUUUAACGUAUAAUGCUAACACUCAUUAGGCAUUAAUUAAAUCGAAAAAGAAAAACUAUCGCAACUGGGAUGCCUCCAGUGUUUUCAAGUGAAGGUUUUGUUCAGAAACGCGCAGAAACAUGUCGUAGAACAUCACCAAUAUCAGUUUUCUUUGAGAAUGAAUUAGUCUGAGUCAAAACUAAAGUUUUGAAAACUUGAUGAAUGAUGCUAAUUCUGGUGGUAUUAAUAUUGUAGUUCAUUUUGUAAACAAUUGAUCGGUCUACAAACUACGUUAAAACUGUUUUAUUAUCACAUGGUUUGACUAUGUGGUAGCUAUCUUACUGAAAGAAAUCAAGUGUUUUAACCUAACAAAUUUCAAUAAGUUGAAUUUUUUUUGGCCAUUAACUUAUGACUUGAGCCUCUUGCCGCUAGCCUAACUUGUACAGGUUUUCUGGUCGUUCGAUUCAUGCGUAACUCGGAUUUUUAAAAUAGAGAACAAAACAAGAAAAAAUUAAAAUAUGAUAAAAGUCUACUUUUUCGAUUAUUUUUCGAUGCUUUUUGUAUGAAAAUCGAUAACUCACUCAUUUUUAGGCUCUAAGGUUUAACAACUUGGGUUUAUGGGUAACUUUGAACGCUCUAUUUAAUGAGAUCAUAAGAAACCGUUUUAGUGUUGAUCUCUUUGGAGGAUUCUUAGUCAUAUACUUAGGGUAGGAUCGGCAGGUAUAUUAGGAUAUCAUUUGUAUUGAUACAGGGUGGUCCACAGAAAACUUACCCCUUUUUGUAAUGGUCUUUCUAUAGCUUUAGAAUUCAAUUUUUGAUCCGAUUCUUUUUGCGAUAGAAAGAGCUGCCCAGUAUGACUGUUUAUAUUUUUGAAAAGAUUCCACCAUAAGCGGAGACUAAAAAAGAUUUAUUAAAUAUGAAGUGUAUGCUGGAACGGCACAUCUUCACCAGGAAGCAAAAAAGGCGCUGUAAGACAACCGCUGUUAGCUUGAAGUUUGUUGUGGUUUUCGAGUUCCUAGUAUUUUCUUAAUGAAGAAAAGAAUUCCGCAUAAUUUCUUGGUUAUUUUUUAAAGAUCUUUUUUAUUUUCACACGAUCUUUUAAGCUUAGUGCUAAUUGGUGUUAUAUGCCUCUUCAUUAUACUGUACUUUAUAUCUUAUUAAGAAAGCAAAAUUUAUCAAUCAUUUAGCAAUUUAAAAGCUCUAUCUGCUGAAUAUAAUCGAUCGUGAUUAAAGCUAAUUCAAGUGGUAAAAUAGUGAAAUUCAUACCACACACCUCUUUAUGCAAAAUAUGGAAUACUGUUGUUGUAUGAACACUCUAUAACAGUAUCAAUAAUUCCAAAUACGUAUACGUUACUUAAGCUGUGAACACUUAUAAGUACAGUCUGAAAAUUUACAGUCAAAGUAGUGUUUCGUCGUUGAGUUAUUGAAUUUUUAUAGGAAAGUUGAAAAACAGCAACAAACAUUUUGUUCUAGCACAUAUUCAUAUUUAAUAAAUCUUUUUUAGUCUCUGCUUAUGGUGGAAUCUUUUCAAAAAUAUAAACAGUUCUACUGAGCAGCUUUUUUUCAGCUCUUUCUAUCGCAAAAGAAUCGGAUCAAAAAUUGAAUUCUAGAGCUAUAUUGAUUGUAUAUUGAAACAGAUGCAAAGGAUAUUUGGAAAAAUAAUCCAGCUAAAAAUGGUCACGGUACAGAUCGGAGUGGAAAAGGAAAUAAAGGAGAAGAUGGAUCUGACGGAAAACAUGGAAAAAGUGCAGGACAUGUUUAUGUACUUGCGAAUGAAUUGCCUCCAAUUGAAGUGUCAGCUUAUGGUGGGAAAGGAGGAAGAGGACAAAACGGAGGAAACGGAGCAUCUGGCAUUACAGGUGUCAAUGGGAGAGAUGCGGAUAAACAUGCUAUGAGAAAAAAGUUAGAACGCUCGUGGGCCUUUUAUGGAGGUGCUUUAGGAUUUCGUUAUCGUCGUAUCGGUACUGAUGGUACAGCUGGUGGUUCGGGAGGAGAUGCAGGUUCAGGGGGCUAUUGUGGAGAUGAAGGCGAUUCUGGACUAAAAAGUGACAAUGGUAAGCCAGGUGAACCAGGCGAGGCUGGAAAACAUGGCAGAAAUGGUCUAGAUUAUGUAGCAAUAAGUAAUACGCAAAAAUUUUUAAAGGCUAUGGUUACCUCACGAAAACUAGAUAACCUAAAAGGAGGUCGGCUCCAUUCUGACGACAGAUAUAAGCAUGAAGAAAAGCAAAGGUAUAAACAUUAUUCAAUGCUUUCUAUGAAAGAUGACGAACACAAUCGUAGGUUUCAAAAUAAAUAUACUACUAAAGAUACACAAAAAGGAGCUAGUAUGACAUGUAAACAUAAAGAUCAAGACGUUGUACAGCAAAUUCAUGCUAUAAAUCAUCAACAUGUUUUUCAAGAAACUGCACAAUUUUUUGACAAAUAUUGUAAUCCUCAAAAGUUAGCUUCGUAUCAGCAUUGGUUAGCCCCGAGUUUAAACCAAUUUUUAGAAAAGAUGGCUACCUUGGAAGGUUUGCCUCCUCACAAAGUUCAUACACUUCCAAAUAUCGAGCGUGCUGCUGAGCAAAUUUUAAUUUUGCAAGAAAAAUUUUCGCAAACCAUUAAAGUAGAAAAUCAACGACUUGAUAGUAAAAUAUUAAAUACAGAACAAAUGAAUAUUGGAGUGAUGUUAUUAGCAGAACAGAUAUUGAGUCAAUAUGAUGACUUUUUACAACAGUAUCGAGCAGUUUACCAACAAUUACAGGAUCAAAUUCAGAGAGUAGAUGUUAACCAAUCGGCAACAGGAUUAGAAAUUAGAAGUGUUGAAAUUGCCAAUUUAAGAAGUACUAUUAAUCGAAUUAUUAAUGAGCAAUGUUUUCAUCAACGUCUUGUUGCUUCGCAAAGAUGUGCAGAGGCAUUAAUGGAAAUGACACAAGAAGAACUUUCGAAGUCGCUUCUAGACCGACAGAAUGUUGAAAUUCUAAAAGAGAAUUUGUAUAAACAAGCGUGGAGAAAAUUUUAA
Didymodactylos carnosus is the source of this 4910-nucleotide messenger RNA. The record is from the annotation of a GenBank genome assembly. NCBI's taxonomy places the organism in Eukaryota, Metazoa, Rotifera, Eurotatoria, Philodinida, Philodinidae.